GGGGGUGCUACCCAAGGGGAGUAUGCCUGUCCCAGGAGAUGGUUUCCUGGUGUCCUUUGCCAGGAGGAGACAGUUGGAGUGGUCCUGUCCUAUAGGCCCAGUCUGUUGUGGUUCGGCCUGAGAAGCAGAGGCAACACUGGCACCAGGGUUGGUGCUGGCGGGAAGCACAGGCCAGUGUUCAGUCCCCAUGGCCAGCCCUGGGAAGUUUGGGGCUGUGGAGGCCCGAGAGGAAGAAGGUGAGUUGGAGGCCUCUGCAGGACAUGGUGGAGCAGUGCUGCAGCAAGCCCAAGAGCUCUUUUUGCUGUGUGACAAGGAGGCCAAGGGCUUCAUCACCCGGCAGGACCUGCAGGGUCUGCAAAGUGAUCUGCGCCUGACGCCGGAGCAGUUGGAGGCUGUAUUUGAGAGCCUGGACCAGGCACACACCGGCUUCCUCACUGCCCGAGAGUUCUGUCUGGGCCUGGGGAGGUUUGUGGGCCUGCAACCGGCUGGGGGAGCGACCCCCUCGCCGACUCCCGAGGAAAUCUUCGAGUCUUCAGACCUACGAGGCUCCAGAGACUCCCUGGACCAGGAAGAGGAAGAUGAGGAGGAUGUGGAGCGAUUCUGCGUUGUGCUGGAGCAGCUGGGGGUGGUCCGGGUUCUGGGCGAGCAGCGUGCCGUGAGGACGCUCUGGGCCCAGCUGCAGCUCGAGAGGCCCGAGCUGCUGGGCUCCUUCGAGGACGUCCUGCUGCAUGCAUCGGCCUGCCUGGAGGCGGGCGAGGCGCAGGACCGUCGAAAGCAGAUGCAAAGGGACGUGGUUGCGGUCUCAAGGAACAUGCAGAAGGAGAAGCUCAGCCUCCUGCGGCAACUGGAGCUUCUCAGGGAGCUGAACACACGGCUGCGGGACGAGAGGGACGCCUGUGAGGCCAGGCUGCUGGGCCCCUGCCACAGGAAGGCCCUGGACACCGUGGGCCUGCCCGGACCAGCCUGCUGUUGCUGGGCUCUGCCACCCAGACGCGGUUCUGGCCACCUGCCCAGUGCCCGGUGACCAGACGUCUUGGGCCACCGCAGGACCUGCCACUUGUCCUGGGUGUGGGCUGCCCACCCAGCACCCCACUGGAACUGACCUGCGGGUGGUCAGGGCCGUAGGGCCUCGCGUGCCCCUGCCAUUCUGCACUCUGCCUAGCAAAAAGUAAAAACAAAAGCGUUCAGCCCAAUAAAGCGCGCCUACUGCACUGCCCUAGCUCCUGGACCUGCGGUGCUGGGGUGUGGUCCCUGUGUGAGUCCUCUUUGUCUCAGGCCAUGCGGCCCUCGCCCACCAUCUGUCAAAGCUGAAGCCCGGCGGCUCGAGUCUUGCUGAGGUUCUGGUUCACCAGGGAACAGCGGGCAGUGACAGCGGCCGGUCCGCUCUAGCCCCAGGCGGGGCCUGAUAUUUACCCUCACCCCCAGCCCCACGCCUAGCCUCACGCCCUCCAGGCAAGGGACGCCUGCAGAGACCGCACUCCUCCCGGGUACUCGGGGCAUCUACUACUCUACAGAGCGGCGCAGGUGCAGGCGGCGCUAGCUUGGUCUCCUCCCCUUCUGCGUGUGUCCGCCGACCCCUGAAGCCUCCCACAAGUUCCUGGGAUUGGGCUCUGGCUGGGGGGCGACAUCCUCCCCGGGCACUGCCUCUGCUGUCUCUAGAUGGGCGCUCGCUGGGUGGUGGGCGCCACCAGGCCGCGGUUUCUCUGCCUGCAGAGCCUCGCACC
Molecule: messenger RNA, 1724 nt
Organism: Fukomys damarensis (Damara mole-rat)
Lineage: Eukaryota; Metazoa; Chordata; Mammalia; Rodentia; Bathyergidae
Gene: Cracr2b
Product: calcium release activated channel regulator 2B
Exons: 9
Coding region: 188-1024 (278 amino acids)
Molecular function (GO): calcium ion binding
Source: RefSeq, a predicted model, not a curated record